AUGCCUUUCGAUACCAAGCUCACUCGUGCCCUGGGCAUUAGAGUCCCCGUUGUCCAAGGUGGCAUGCAAUGGGUCGGUUACGCUGAGAUGGCCGCCGCCGUCUCCAACGCCGGCGGUCUCGGCCUCCUCACAGCCCUCACGCAACCCACCCCCGAAGACCUGCGCAAGGAGAUCCGCCGCUGCAAAACCAUGACCAAAUACCCCUUCGGCGUGAAUAUCACCCUCCUCCCCGCCAUGGUUCCCCCGGACUACGGCGCGUACGCCCAGGUCGUCAUCGAAGAGGGCAUCAGGAUCGUCGAGACCGCCGGCAACAGCCCCGGCCCCGUCAUCAAGCAGCUCAAGGCCGUCGGCACCAUCAUCCUGCACAAGUGCACCACCAUCCGCCACGCCGAGAGCGCCGUCAAGCUCGGCGUCGACUUCCUCUCCAUCGACGGCUUCGAGUGCGCCGGCCACGUCGGCGAGAGCGAUCUCACGAACUUCAUCCUCCUGAGCCGCGCGCGCCAGACCCUCACGGUCCCGUUCAUCGCCUCUGGUGGGUUCGCUGACGGCCACGGCUUGGCUGCGGCGCUCAGCUUGGGCGCUGAGGGUAUUAACAUGGGUACCCGCUUCAUGAGCACCGUCGAGGCUCCCAUCCACAACAACGUCAAGGAGCAGAUCUGCAAGGCGUCCGAGCACGACACCCAGCUUGUGCUGCGCAGAUGGAAGAACACCAGCAGACUGUACAAGAACAAGGCGGCUGUUGAGGCGUUCAAGAUCGAGUCGACCAGCACGACGGGCAAGUUCGAGGAGGUCGCGCCGUGGGUGUCGGGUAAGAGGGGAAGACAGGUGUUUAUCAACGGUGAUGUUGAUUUCGGAGUGUGGACUGCCGGACAGGUCAUUGGUCUUAUUCACGAUAUCCCUACGUGCGAGGUUCUGUUGAGGAGGAUUGAGAAGGAGGCCGAGGAGACGAUCAACAGGGCAUCGUCGCUGAUUGUUGCCAGCCCCAAGUUGUAGAGGGUUUGUCUGUAGCGAUGGGUGUUGUAUGAUGGAUAUGAUAUAUUUACAGCCGAUAUAGAAGAGCUGUACAGCCUAUUUCUUGUGUAUUGUUCAUUGUGAAGUUCUCGUGGCCUCUGAGACUACAGUCCACUCUCGCCAAGACGAUGUCGGAUUAGUCAAGAACAUCGCUAAGUCGAUAUUUUUUUCAGCACCAAAUUGAUUUUCGCACUCAAUUCUCGAUAUUCGCGAUAUUGACCUUCUGACCUUUAAUUAUCGACUUAUCCAACUCUAUUAUGCCUCGAAAACACACGAUUACACUCGAACAGCGCCGUGCCCUUCGACAUUAGGCACACAAACAGCACCCGAAACCCUCCUAGAAAGCCUGCAUCAACUGGUUUCUUCACGAAUUCAAUCAUAGGCUCAGUCAAUCGACAAUAUCAGAUAGCCUUAGUAACCGCUUUAAACAUCUCGACAACUCGACAACAACUAGACAACGAAAUCGAACUGGCCAAUGGCCUCAACUUGAACAAAUUCUCUACGACUUUUAGCGACGAAUUGAUAGCCGCGGUGGCUUUGUGUCAGGAUGCUCUCCAAGCCAAUCACCUCAGGGCAUUAGAGCGUUUAGAGGGCGAAAUUGAGGCAAUUCAGCUUAAUUCCUUGGUUUAGGAGACAUUAGAUAGGUGGAUUACAUAAUACUUGGC
Pseudogymnoascus destructans is the source of this 1676-nucleotide messenger RNA. RefSeq lists its product as uncharacterized. The transcript is spliced from 4 exons. NCBI's taxonomy places the organism in Eukaryota, Fungi, Ascomycota, Leotiomycetes, Thelebolales, Thelebolaceae. The record is from RefSeq and is a predicted model, not a curated record. Bases 1 to 993 code for a protein of 330 amino acids. Gene Ontology annotation, molecular function: nitronate monooxygenase activity.